CAGUGCACUGACAAGCCGGUCUCACACAGCUGUCAUUCAGUGAAAACGGCUGCAGUGCAACUGAACAACUAAAUCUAUGAAGCUCGUUCACAAAGUUAAUGAGAACGAGCUUCAUAGAAGCUGCAAAGAGUUUCCCUUUUAUGCGCAUGCUUGGAAGUGAAGGAGUGAAGCAGGGAGUGCGCAUACAGUCUAUAUAGACAACGCGCGUUACAACAUGGCGGCUAGCACCACAUUCAGUAGGCGGUGGUUUAGGGGUAAUAUUGGAGCUGAAAAAUAAUUGAGCAGAUGCUAGGAAAAUAAAAAAAAUGGUAUUUAUACUCUGAAAACCAAAGAUGGUGUCUCCUACCAAACCUUCUGUGAUAUGAAGACAGAUGGAGGAGGAUGGACCUUAGUGGCCAGUGUCCAUGAGAAUAACUUACGUGGGAAGUGCACUGUGGGUGACCGCUGGUCAAGUCAGCAGGGGAAUAAUAAAUUAUAUCCUGCAGAAUCCUGGCUAUUAUGACAUCUCAGCUAGUAACUUAGGCGUGUGGCAUGUUCCAAAUGAUACUCCACUGUUUCUGUGGAAAAAUUCUUCUCUUCUAAGAUAUCGCACAGAGAAUGGAUUCUUUACUGCCAUGGGUGGAAACCUCUUCCAGCUGUAUAUGAAAUACCCAGUGGCGUUUAAUGCUGGAUCUUGCCCUAAAAACAAUGGACCUGCUGUACCUGUUGUGUAUGAUUUUGGAGAUAUCAAGAAGGCAGCCAAUUACUACUCACCAUUUGGCAGAAAGGAAUUUGAUGCUGGUUAUGUCCAAUUUCGAGUUUUUAAUGAUAAAAAAGCUGCAGUGGCGUUGUGCCCCGGAAUGAAGGUGCUUUCCUGUAAUCCUGAGUAUCACUGUGUGGGAGGAAGUGGCUUUUCUCCUGAUCCAACAAAGUGUGGAGAUUUUCCAGGCCAUGACAGUGGUGGUUCUGGAAAACCUAGAGCUUGGAGCAACAGCAAGGAGAUAACAGAGGCUGCUGUGCUUCUCUUUUACCGCUGACCAUCACCUACAAUGUUAUACCUUCUCAGCUGAAAUUCAUCUGUUAUUGACUAAAUAAAGCUAUUUAGCAGAUCACUA
Molecule: messenger RNA, 1094 nt
Organism: Bombina bombina (fire-bellied toad)
Lineage: Eukaryota; Metazoa; Chordata; Amphibia; Anura; Bombinatoridae
Product: intelectin-1b-like
Exons: 6
Coding region: 405-1016 (203 amino acids)
Molecular function (GO): oligosaccharide binding
Source: RefSeq, a predicted model, not a curated record